Messenger RNA from Cuscuta campestris, 634 nucleotides. Lineage: Eukaryota; Viridiplantae; Streptophyta; Magnoliopsida; Solanales; Convolvulaceae. The record is from the annotation of a GenBank genome assembly.
AUGGAGCCACAUCAACAAAAAAGUACGAAAAUUUAUGGGAGUAUACGAGGAAUGCUCCCGGUCCCGGAGGAGCGGCAUGAACGACGCCGAUGUUCUCCGGCUUGCCACGACCCGGUAUCAAGACGACGGGAACCAAGGCAAGGUGCCCAUCGAUCUUUGGGGGAUUUUGAGUCGUUCCCCGAAGUGGCAACAACUCAACAAUCCCGACGGCGUAUCAUUCCGGAAAAGAUCCACCGUCGACGCCGAGGUUGAGGUCGAUGAGACCAUCGGUUCUACCGAUCAAAUCCCUUCCUUCAACGUUGCGGCUUCCGAUGACGAGGACCCCAUUCCACGGCCGAUCGGAAGAAAGAAGGCAAAAUCCAUUGCCUCUGGUUCGGGAGGGUCCGCCUCUAUUUCCGCUUCUUCCCGCGACGAAAUCGGCCGGGCAAUGGUUGAACAACUUCGGGCGUUCAAUCUCCAAGAACAAGAGAGGUUGAAGCUUAAAGAGAAGGAGUUGAAGCUAAAGGAGCAGGAGGCCGAGAUGAAAGUCAUGCAAACCGACCCCGGGACGUUGUCGGAGUUUGGACGAAUUAUCUACGAGCAAAGAAUGAGAGAGAUCAAGGAGAAAAUAUAAUUUACCUUAGUUUUUUUUAUU